This is a messenger RNA of Lycium ferocissimum, 874 nucleotides long. RefSeq names its product ribosomal RNA small subunit methyltransferase, chloroplastic-like. Gene Ontology annotation, cellular component: mitochondrial matrix. Bases 12 to 638 code for a protein of 208 amino acids. The transcript is spliced from 4 exons. NCBI's taxonomy places the organism in Eukaryota, Viridiplantae, Streptophyta, Magnoliopsida, Solanales, Solanaceae. The record is from RefSeq and is a predicted model, not a curated record. Gene Ontology annotation, biological process: rRNA methylation. Gene Ontology annotation, molecular function: rRNA (adenine-N6,N6-)-dimethyltransferase activity.
AAAAACUACUAAUGCAUUCUUUGCUACAUUCACUGCUGCCACUCUCUUCAACGCCAAAGGCGCCUCUACUCUUGGCGUACGAUGGACCCUUUGUUGCUAAUAGCCGAAAAACCAAAUCCCUUCAUACAAUAACUGCAAUAUCUAAAACUAAAAGCGAAACAAGAAUCGAUAACAAGGCUGAUGAGGAUGACUAUUAUGCCACUCUCAAAGCUCUCAAUUCUAAAGGUCGUUUUCCAAGAAAAUCACUUGGCCAGCAUUACAUGCUGAAUUCGUCGGUAAAUGAGGAACUAGUUGCUGCUGCUAAUGUGCAAGAAGGAGAUUUGGUGGUUGAAAUUGGGCCUGGUACAGGUUCCCUUACAAAUGUUCUUGUCAAUUCUGGUGCCACUGUCCUUGCUAUUGAAAAGGUUUUGCAAGAAGAUUUCACAAAAUGUCAUAUACGCUCCCAUUUGUCCACAGUUUCGCAAAGUGCAAGAAAUUCUUCAGGUGUGAAACCGCAAUAUGCAAAGGUAGUCUCCAAUUUACCUUUUAACAUAAGUACAGAAGUAACUAAGCAACUUCUUCCCAUGGGUGAUAUCUUCUCAGAAGUAGUUUUGUUACUCCAGGUUUGUAUUGUCAGUUUAAAUAUGCUUCCACAUUAAUUGAUCACUAAUGCCAAAAGUAGGUAGUAGGAAUUAUUUGUGGAUAUUGGCAACGGUGGUACAGUUCUCUUUUUUUUCUUUUUUUUUCUUUUUCAACCGGACAACUAAUGUUGUGCACAAAGACUGUUGGUUGUUCCCCUCCUCGAUCUGGAUUAGAAUUCACCGAUCAGAUGUACAAGAUUAUCGGCUGAAGCAAUAAGACUUAGGUCAGAAAGGUUCAUCUUGUGCUGUAAUCC